GGUGAAUCGGGAGAGCAAGUUCGAUUUCCCGACUCCCGAAUCGCCGACUACCACCACUUUGAACAGGGACAAAAAUAGGAAAUAAAAAUUUAAGGGAGAAGGAGAAUAGAGAAAUGAGAGAGAUCUCUAUUGAGGAGAGAUCGUUGCGAUUUCUUCUAUUGCUCUGUUCAUUUUCGUCGCAAUUCAUUCCAGGCUCCUCAGACGAUCCAUCAGGUCCCAGAAAUGAAAAAAAGGCUGAUGCUCACGCCUCUUCAAACAAGAGUGCAGGUUAUAGAGCACUCAUGAUAUGCGCUGGACUUAUAGUGGUUGCUGGGUUAUCUUUUUUCCUUUUCAAGUUUUGGCAAAAGAAAAGGCGUGAAGAGCAAUAUGCUCGCCUGCUAAAGUUGUUUGAAGAGGACGAUGAACUUGAAAUGGAGCUUGGCCUUCGGGAUUGAAUCCAUUUCCACACAAUUUUUUGUUACAAUGAAUUAAGGUGAAAGUUGCACGACAUCUCAGGAAAUGUGCGCUUGGCUGACCACGUGCAGUUUAGGAACAUUUCCAGAGGCUUGAGGCCUUGAAAGGCACUUUUAGUUUCCCAGGUAUUAGAUUUGCAAUGGAAGGGCUGGUCUGUAAAAGCUGCUUGCUAGUGGUAGAAAGUGUUCAUUCAUAUCAAAGUUUUUACCAUUAAUGCUGUUCUUCACUUGUGAAGCUAAUCUGCUUAUAUUGGGAAAUGUCAGGAAUAACUCUUGUGCAAAGCUGUUUCCCUACUUUCUAGUUUGAAGUGCAUAUUUAAUACGAGGAUGAUCAUAAUAUUUACUACUCGUGAUUAAUAGUGUGUUGCGUGGUUAUACAGUUAUACCCAGUAAUUUGAUUCGAUUAUGUGUAGCACAACAAUCUAAAGUUAAUUAAUAUUUGUAUGAUCUGUUAUUGUUUGCACUCGAUCUACUAUUUGGAACUAAGUUUAGAUAAUGCGUUGUAACGUGAAACACUAGUUAAAUGAAGUAAAUGAAGUUUAAAAAUAAGUCAGUGUGCU
Molecule: messenger RNA, 1012 nt
Organism: Cuscuta epithymum
Lineage: Eukaryota; Viridiplantae; Streptophyta; Magnoliopsida; Solanales; Convolvulaceae
Source: the annotation of a GenBank genome assembly